Molecule: messenger RNA, 396 nt
Organism: Talaromyces marneffei
Lineage: Eukaryota; Fungi; Ascomycota; Eurotiomycetes; Eurotiales; Trichocomaceae
Exons: 3
Coding region: 1-396 (131 amino acids)
Biological process (GO): mitochondrial respiratory chain complex II assembly; succinate metabolic process
Cellular component (GO): mitochondrial intermembrane space; mitochondrion
Source: RefSeq, a predicted model, not a curated record
AUGAGAGUCCUCACACGCCUGCUCGCCGCACCCGCCACAAUUGGUUCAAAAGCAAGCCUGAACACCGAACCUCUUGCUCUCCUGCCCCCAAUCCCGUUGUACCGCCGUAUCCUUCGAGUCCAUCGCAAAAAGCUCCCAGCAGACAUGCGGUUAUUGGGUGACGAAUAUGUGAAAAGCGAGUUUAGGGCACAUCGCAAUAUUGAUAAUCCUAUUCACAUUGUCGGCUUCUUGACAGAAUGGCAACUCUAUGCUCAGCAAUUGGAAGGCGAUUCUUGGCUGGGAAAUAAAUUGGAUAAGGCGAAGCUUGACAAGAUGAGUGAUCAACAAAUCGGCCAGCUUUACGAACUCAUGCAAGCUAUUCAGAAUAAAUCCGAGGGAAGUGGAGAAAAAGAAUAA